AUGUGCACCCUUCUGAGCUCCGAGUUUGCCAGAAAUGCCACACAACCGCCUCACACAAGUGAUACUUCCGACAGGUUGCCCGCGAGGUCACCAUCAUCUGAUAUCUCUAUUCUCAUUGUCGGUGGUGGUGUAGCUGGCUUGCUGGCUGGUCUCGAGUGUUGGCGCAAAGGACACGAUGUGCGAAUUCUCGAAAGAAGCCCAUCGCGGCUAUCGUCAGGCGACUCGUUUACUAUCGGCCCUACCGCGAUCCGUGUGCUGCAGAAAUGGCCAGAAAUGGCCGAGGAAAACGAGCUUAUCUCGUACGAACCAUGGAUUUCCUGGCAUAGGAUCACAGGAGAAAUGAUCUCAGGCCCGAAGCCCUUCGAACUGAAUCCUCCAAAGGUGAAUGCUGGAGACCAGGACAGCCAUUUUGUUCUCCAAGGUGGCGAGAGGCUUGAAGCGGACAUGGUCAUCGCUGCUGAUGGAAUCGGAAGCAUAUCUUCGAGUGUGACGCUAAACCAUGAAGUCCGCGCUCGUACUACAGGUUUCUCGAUCUACCGAGCCUCUUGUCCAAUUGAUCUGGCUCUCGCAGAUCCUGAUUUCGAAGAUAAAUUUCCACUCUUAGAGUCCGGCAUACCUUCUGGGCAACUUUGGCUUGGUGAUGGCGUGCAUGCGCUUUUCGGCAGAACACAUGAUGAGAUGGCAUGGUAUCUCACAUAUCCGAACCGGGGAAAAAGCACGGAAUCAUGGUCAAACAUGGUAGACCCCGAAACUGUCCUCCAAACUACAGCCACGAUCGAGGGAUGGCCCGAAUACGCGAACCGAUUAAUCCAGGCAACGCCUAAGAGCCAGAUUCACGACUUCAAGCUCAUGUGGCGUGAACCUCAACCUUGCUGGACUUCUUCCACUGGGCGAGUCAUUCAAAUCGGCGAUGCAGCCCACACUUUUCUUCCGUCCUCUGGAAAUGGUGCUACACAGGGAAUGGAGGAUGCUAUCUCGCUUGCAACAUGCUUGCAUAUUGCAGGGAAAGAUAAUGUGCCCUGGGCAACUCGGCUGUUGGGCGUGCUCAACCAUGAGAUCCGGAAUCGCUCUGCCAACGCCAAAGUGUCGCAGACAAAGCCAGUCGGUUUACUUGGUACUUGGAUUUGGCAGCAUGAUCCAGAGCAAUACGCGAUCGAAAACUACACUAGUGCACUCGCACAUCUGGCCGGUGGGAGUGCGUUUCAUAAUACCAACAUUCCUCCCGGCUAUGUCUAUCAGCCGUGGACUAUUGAUGGACUGCUGAAGGCUUUGGAGAUGGGUGAGGAGAUUGUCCUCGAUGGGGACUGGGAAUGA
Penicillium odoratum is the source of this 1314-nucleotide messenger RNA. RefSeq names its product FAD-dependent oxidoreductase. Gene Ontology annotation, molecular function: monooxygenase activity; FAD binding. The record is from RefSeq and is a predicted model, not a curated record. Lineage: Eukaryota; Fungi; Ascomycota; Eurotiomycetes; Eurotiales; Aspergillaceae. The coding region runs from base 1 to 1314 and encodes 437 amino acids. Gene Ontology annotation, biological process: secondary metabolite biosynthetic process. The transcript has 6 exons.